AGAGUACACAUAAACCAAAUAGUGGUGCAUUCUCGACACACACAAAAACGGAGUCACUGGAAAGAGAACGUAGCGAAAAGGUUGCUACGUAAAUGCACUAAUCUACCAAAAUGACACCAUAAACCAUCGAUCAACUGGGAUAUAAGGAAGGACAUGAUAUGAUAGUAAAGGCUGAACUUUGUGACGAAAUUCCUUCAGUAUGCUUUUAUCGUUGAUAGAGGACACAAAUGCAACGGACCUGCACCAUAUUGAUGCUGAAAAGGAUGACAGUAUAAUCGAUCAUCGCUGUAUGAAACAUCGAAAAUUGACUUAUUGAUGACAUCAUAAGGAAUGCCAACCAUGAAGUUGAAACAACGGGUAGUGAUUUUUGGACUACUAAUCGUUGGAGGUAUUUUAUUAGUAACAACUGGGGUUAUAAAUUCACAUUUAGUUUGGUCAAACUCUGAAAAAGAAGAUGCCAGGCGGUUAAUAAGCAGUGGACAUCAUAUCGCAUUUCCACGAAAAAACUUAGAUGAAAGUAACUAUACUAGUGACACUCAAAACAGCCCUGAGGCUCAAAAACAACUGAAUAAUGUAGAUACAGCAUACAAAGUAGAUGCUGGCGUCCCUGCUCAACCCGCUGCUGAACCAUUGAGGGUGAACCCUAUUAAGCUCCGUCCUACGAAACAAUAUGAAAGAAACCUAUAUCCCCUUCCCAAACCAGUUAGUCUAAACUUUAACCUUGAGGAUAUGCUCUCUGAACGGCCACAACUAAAACCACAUCGGAAAUAUAAAAGACGGAAGGCAGGUCAUGAGGGAGAUUUGAUGCUUUACGAAGAAAAACCAGGGAUUAAGCUUACGUCGUGGGAGUUGUUCCACAAUCACAUAAAUGAGUAUGGCCUGUAUAGGAAGGAUGACCCCAAUGUUAAUAACCUAAUUAAAGAUCUCCAAACUAAACGGAUUAUUGGGACAGAACAAAAAAGUGGAGGUACCCAAUUGAAGUUGAUUAUGGAGUUCUCGAAUGAUGGAGAAGCCCUAUUUAAACCUAUGAGGUUUCAGAGAGAUGUAGAAACAGACUAUAAUCACUAUUAUUUCUCAGAUUAUGAGAGACAUUAUGCAGAAAUCGCUGCCUUUUACUUAGAUAGAGUGUUUGAUUUCCGAAGAAUUCCACCUACCAUUGGCCGUACAGUCAACAUGACAUAUGACAUUAAACGACUGGCCAAUAGAAAGCUAGCAAAAACAUUCUUCUUUUCUCCUUCAAAUAACGUAUGCUUCCAUGGUUCAUGCUCAUACUACUGUGAUUCGAAUCACGCUGUGUGCGGAUACCCUGACCUGCUAGAGGGAUCAUUUGCUGCAUUCCUACCCCCAGAUAAAUUAGCCGACAGAGAAACAUGGCGCCAUCCUUGGCGACGCUCAUAUAGUAGACGCAGAAAAGCAGCUUGGGAGACAGAUGACACAUAUUGUGAGGGUGUACGCAACAGGACGCCAUAUGUCAACUCCCGGCAACUUCUAGAUCUCAUGGACAUGGCGGUCUUUGAUUUCAUACAAGGGAACUUAGAUCGACAUCAUUAUGAAACAAUGGAUCCCUAUGGCAACGAGACAUUCCCUUUGCAUCUUGACAAUGGCAGAGGAUUUGGCAAAACAUGGAAAGAUGAAAUUGACAUUCUGGCGCCCAUCUACCAAUGCUGCUUAAUGCGCUACUCCACGCUACUAAAGCUCAUAGAUUUUGAAAAGGGGCCUCCGCUGAGUCAGGUUUUCCGCAAGGCAAUGGAGCGUGAUCUAGCUUACCCCAUCCUUCCCGAGAAACACUUCCCAGCCAUUGAUAGAAGGGUUACUAUCAUUCUUAACACUGUAAAUAAAUGUAUUCAACAGAAAGGAUUUAAAGAGGUUGUUAUAGAUGAUAAAUUAUAGUGUACAAUACUUCCAUAUUGUAUGUUAGUCUAAUACACAGACCAAAGAAAUGGUUCAACUUGUAGAGAAAUUCCACAUCUUGUUGGUCAUAUUUUUGGACUGUGCAGUAGACUGUGUAUUUGUUAAUCACAUGUUUGCCAUGCUCAAGUAUAGUAAAUUACAAGUUGUAUCAUACACAGGGAGAUAUGCUGAUAACUCAAUUAAUACAAAAUAAGUAUUAAAUUAACACUCUGGCAAAAGUGCACUCAUGAGCGCUAUUUUAGUACCCGGCAUAUCUCCCUGUGUACAGGUGAUAUUCUUAUUGUUAGUCCAUCUACAAGUCCUUGUG
Molecule: messenger RNA, 2218 nt
Organism: Owenia fusiformis
Lineage: Eukaryota; Metazoa; Annelida; Polychaeta; Sabellida; Oweniidae
Source: the annotation of a GenBank genome assembly